Molecule: messenger RNA, 513 nt
Organism: Haliotis rubra (blacklip abalone)
Lineage: Eukaryota; Metazoa; Mollusca; Gastropoda; Lepetellida; Haliotidae
Product: ATP-binding cassette sub-family C member 3-like
Exons: 3
Coding region: 1-513 (170 amino acids)
Source: RefSeq, a predicted model, not a curated record
AUGUUAAAACCCGCCCAGCGUGUGUAUUUGACAGAUGGCAGGCAGGUACGUCUGGAGGUCAUAGGAAACGUCAUCGUUCUGGCCGCCUCCUUAUUUGACGUCAUGUCACGUGACACCCUGUCAGGAGGACUUGCUUUACUUGUCGGUCUCCUCUAUGCUUUUGAGGUAGCAGUUGUCCUGCUCCCAAACGAGUACAGGAAACUCGCCAACUCGAAGCUCACAGUGAAGGAGGCGAGGAAAACUAGCACCGAACGGAGAUUCGAAAACGAAAACAGAAAUCCGGCAGGACGGGCUGAGAAGUCCCCCUUCUCUGAGCUCAGUCCCUGUUCCAUAACUGAUAGUAGCUGCAAGAGGGAUGGUAAUUCUUCAUUUUUGUCAGGAACCAAUACUUCCUGUAUACAUGUAUUCUACAUCCAAGGUGGGCAUCGUGGGCAGGACGGAGCUGGGAAGUCCUCUCUGACUCGGUCCCUGUUCCGGCUGAUAGAAGCACUGCAGGAGGAGAGAUCAACAUAG